Nilaparvata lugens (brown planthopper) is the source of this 6613-nucleotide messenger RNA. Its product is annotated as large proline-rich protein BAG6. Gene Ontology annotation, molecular function: misfolded protein binding; polyubiquitin modification-dependent protein binding. Bases 300 to 4571 code for a protein of 1423 amino acids. The record is from RefSeq and is a predicted model, not a curated record. The transcript has 24 exons. Lineage: Eukaryota; Metazoa; Arthropoda; Insecta; Hemiptera; Delphacidae. Gene Ontology annotation, cellular component: BAT3 complex.
AUAUCAUGGCGAAAAAUUGUAUGUGAAGCUGUCGUUCUUUCUGAGCAAUGAUGUUGAUUAUCUAUUGUUGAGCUUAUAAAAAUAUUGAUUUAACAUCCUUAUAAUGUAUUCGUUUUUCAAAUACCUAUGUCAGUGAUUGAAGUUACGGAUUUCAGUUUUGUAAAGAGGGUUUCUUAUACUGUUUUAUCUGUUCAUUAUAAAAAUUCCGUUGCAUGUUCUACGCCAUAAGUCAUCUUGCUGUUUCUAAGAAUUCAAUUGAAUAAUUAAUUCCGGGUCGAUUUUCCAUCAGACUUACAAAAAUGAUUGACCUAACAAUCAAGACAUUGGACUCACGUAACCACUCGUUCUCGGUUGCUGAUGAUAUAACUGUGAAACAAUUGAAGGAACAGAUAGCAGACUCUGUGAAUGUGUCGGCCGAGUCCCAGCGUCUCAUCUAUUGCGGUCGAGUUUUACAAGAUGACAAGAAAUUAUCCGAAUACGACGUUAAUGGCAAAGUAAUCCACCUGGUGCAAAGAGCACCGCCUCCGGCCGGAGGCAGCUCCAAUGAUGGGGGCGGUGCAAAUGCCAGCGGGGGCGGGAAUCGAAGCCAGCCGUCGCAGAUUCGCCACCGGUUGAUGCGCGGAGAGCGCCGUUUGCUGGAUGGGGGUAACGCCAUGUAUUUGGGAGCAAUGGCUAUACCCACUGAUUUUAUGGAGUCUCAAGGCAUGACAAUCUCGCAGCCGACUCGAGUGCUAGUGCAGAGCCGAUUGACUGCCGCCGGCCAAAUGCUGACUGACGCGGCGGCCAUUUUGAACGAGCUGGAAAACCCCUCCGCCAACACUCGGCCACGCUUGGACAAUGUGUCACCGCCCCAGGAGACUGCCACCCCCGGCACCAAUAGUGGGAGUAAUCAGGUUAGUGGCAGUAUAGCUGCAGCCGCACAAGUAGCCACAGCCGCUGCUAUAGCUGCUGCCGUAUCAGCCAAUAUACCCAAUGCCUCCGACCUACUUAACCUGGUUGCCGAUGAAGGCGACGACCAAAGUAGUCCUGAGGAAGCAGCAGCAGCAGCAGCAGCUCCAACGCCGAGCGGAGCAGCAGCAGCCGCGGUCGCAGCUGAUGCGGCCCAACAAUCAGCUGAUGCAGCCACAGCUGGAGCUGCAUCAGCUGCCGGAGCAACGGCUGGAGCUGCAUCAGUUGAUGCGAACCAUGUCAGCAGUACCACGCCCGAUCAGCCCGGUCGUCGCAGAGAUGGCAACUCCAAUCAUUUUGCUGAGGAUGUGGUGGGCGGAAGCCGCCGUCCGCAUCUGCGUCCGUCUGCGAUGGCGCGUGUGAUGGAGUCGCUCGCCGAUGUCAACCGACGUCUGCAGCCAUUCAUGGAGCGAGUGCAGACCAUCAUGCGCGACGAUCCUGUUCUCGAAUCGCCCGAGGAGACGCAGCGCAUGUACAAGCGUGUGUCGGAGGUGAUGCACUAUCUGUCGCACGCCUACCACGCGUUGAGUGACAUCAUGUGUGACUUCAGCCGACCUCCGCCCCGCGUCUUGCGAUGCAGGCCUGUGCUCAUACAACACUCGGCCGUCGUGCAGACUGAGAUACCCAUCCAGGCGCAGAUAAACGUGCGCACCAACAAUUCGCUGCUGCGGCAAAUGCAAGCCCAGCAGAGCAACGCAGGCAGUCAGACGUCUGCAGCUGCAGCUGCCGAUGAUGCAGCUGCCAACUCCACUCCAUCAACUGCCGCCACCAGCAGUCAGCGAACAACAAAUACAAGCACAGCAAACGCGCAAACGAGCACGGCUAAUGUGGCAAGUGGCAACACAGCCAAUGCACAAACUAACACGAGGGGGGGCCUGCCCAAUGUGUGGUUGAGGGGGGGCUUGCCCAGCGGGGUGCCCGGCAGUGGACUGUCAGGGGCCAACGAGGGAGCAAGUGGACAGCAGGGUAGGAAUAUUACAGCACCAAUGGUGAGUAGACCAGUGGGAAAGACACUGGGCCUGUUUUUAUGUAGGGGAGAGAAAUCUGAUGUAUGGAAGGAGCAGAUAGACAACGUGAAGGAAAUAGGAGGGAAAGAUGCAGGGAGAUUGAUAGAAGUGUUAGAAGAGAAUAAGGCUGUGUUCUCUGAUCAGCCGGGAAAAGUGGCGAAUUUUGAAUGCAAGUUGCAAGUGAGAGAAGGGGUGCAAUUUUGUAGACGGUCAUAUUCGGUGCCUCAAAGUGUGAAAGCAGCAGUGGCUAGAGAAGUGAAAAGCAUGCUGGAAAAUGACAUAAUUGAAUUGGGAGAGAGCGAGUUCAGCAGUCCCCUUGUAGUGGUUCCUAAGAAGGAUGGAAGUGUACGUUUGUGCCUGGAUGCUCGUCAAUUAUUUUUUGUUACACUAUAUUCCUUUCCUACUUUAUUGUCUAUACUAAUUGCCUACUCAAUUGACGUUUCUUAUUUUUUUGUUACAGUAGUGGGAGGCAGUAUACCGUGGGGCGCGACCGCACAAAACCCGGGCGACUUCAUUCAGAGUCUGAUGCAGGCGUUGACUGGCCAAUUGGUUGGGGCCACCACUAGUCCCACUGGCACGCCAGCUACUGGCGCCAGCGCUACAGGCACGACAACUGGCACAACAGCUGGCACUACAACUGGUACGACAAGUGGCACAACAGGUGGCACAGGCGCGCAGGCGUCGCAGGCACGUGGCAACACUGCCACUCAUCCCACCACCUCGACGCAGACCCGCUCCACAGCUAGGCCGCAUGUGCAUUUCGGCACCAGCAUGCCAGGACUGGGUUCGAAUGACUUUGACCCGUACCUACCGUGCAACUCACACCACGUGACCAGGCGGAAUCAGCAGCGGCGAGCCAGGGCAGCCACCAUCCCAGCCUUCAACCCAGCAGGGCCCAACAGCAGCAGCAACAGCCAAUCAGCGGCGAGCAGUUCAGCGGGUGGCGAUCGGGCGUCGACCAAUGGCAGCGAAGCAUCGCAGACGGCCGCAGGCGGUGGCAGACUGCCGUCUUCGGAAGUACUCAUGAAUCUGUCGCUGCUGGUGCUGGAGAACUUGAAUCGCCAAUAUGGCGGCGGUGCUAGACCUAGCAAUGCUAGUGCAGCCAGCAGUGGGGCUAGGAGUGAAGGAGCUACUGCUGCUGGUAGUCCAGUGCUAGGUGGCUCAGUGAUGCGUCCGGUUGUGGAGAUCUCGUCAGGCAUAGUUCCCAUCAAUCACCUGAUUCCACUGCUGGCUGGCGCCGGCCAUGGCCUGUUUGCGGCUGCUACGGGAACCGGACAUCCGCUACAGUUCCAGAACCUGUUGUCAGCUGGUCCCCAUGCUACCCUUGCCUCUCUGCUGCCCCCCGACAUGGUCGACCCCCAGAACCCACCCGAAUCCAUCCUGGCUGACCUCUUUGUCACUCUCGCCGCCAACCUCACAUUGGCCGAUCUCGCCGCUAUGGCCAUGGAUUCACACCAGUUGAGCGCGACUAGUGGUCUGCAACAAGCGAGACCUGCCCUGCAACGUGUGGUGCGCACUAGACUUCUGCGCAACCAACCUUUGAAUGAGACCACUGCUACACGCGCCACCGAAAUCAUCAAUGCUGAGAUAAGGCCGCAUCUGGAGGUCAUGCUGCGCGAGUUAAACCUCAGAGAAGAUAUAGAUGUAGUAGCAACAAUUAGUCAAUUGAACCACCGCUUAUUCCCAAGAAUGCUAUCUGCCAUCAUGGAAGGAUCUAAUUUCCAAACUGCCAUAGUGGUUGAGUGCUACAUGUACGUCCGCCAUAUCUGCGCCAUCAUGGAGUACUGCUGUGCACAGGUUGCCCAAGGAAUGGAUCAUAUUAUCAGACGGAUUUUGGAUAACGUGGCAUUAGGCGUUCCGGGCGCAUCUCGUACAAUAGAGAGCUUGUGGAGGUUUCUGGCUCGCACGACCCUCAUGUCGGAUGACGACAUCCAGCGCUUCAUUGUCUACCGCAGGCCCGAUGUCCAGAGGGGGGCAGAUACCGAAACUCCCAGUGAUGCUGCUGGUGCUGCUGCUCCUGAGCAGCAACAGCCAAUGGAAGUGGAAGUGGAUAGUGGGGUGGCAGGAUCGAGGGAAGGGGGAGCUGUGGCCGCCCCCUCGCAGGAGGCAGUUUCCGCCUCUGCACCGCCACCAACCUCUGCCCCUGUCCCCGCCCCCGCCACUGACAUCGUCCCACAAGUGGAGGUGGCUUCCGACGCACUGCCCGACGUCAUUAUUGGAUCCGAGACCUGGCAUAGUUCGCUGCCGUCUGACUGGGUGCCAAUAAUCACAAGAGACACACAGAGACAGCGCAGACAAAGUUCGCAGCCGCCCUUCAGUGACGCCUACCUGUCAGGGAUGCCAUCGAAGAGGAGGAAGAUUAUUACAGCCGCCAAGCCACAGGGCAGUCUCUCACAGGUCAUUUCCGAGAACAUGCAGACGGCAGUGAGUUUGGCGGGAGUAGUGGCGCCGGGCGUCGAGACGGCAACAGUCGCACAGGACGCGAGCGGUGACGCCAGUCUGCGAUUGGCCUACCGAGACGAGGUGCGCAGUAGUGUACGGCGCAGCCUCCAGUCGCACCCUGACUACUCGCCUGACAAGUACCCCAAUGCGGCCAAGUAUUUCGACGCCAAGUGAUAGACAUGAUUCUGAACUCGAAUUCAAUCUACAGUUAUCUUUUGUUGAAGAAUUCCAAUUAAAACUCCAAUCAUGUUUGGUUGAAGAACUCGAAUUUAAUCUACAACCAUGUGUGGUUGAGAACUCUAUUUUAUCUCCAAUCAUGUUUGGUUAAAAAACAUGUUCAGUUCUAUUCUUGAAAAUACAGUGUUUAAAGUUACAGGAAUAUGUUUCAGUGUUCUUGUUUAAUUCAUGUUGUGUUAAUCAAUAGUAGGCUAAUUGUAGUUUUGCAAUGAAAGUUUUAGCGAUACAUUAUCCUCAUUCGACCUGCUAGCAUAUUUGAAACAAUUGGACUGACGAUUAUGGUGUAGUGUUCAUGUUUGUAUAUAUCAGUUUCAGUUCAUUCUCUCUUGACGUAGUUGAGUGAAUAUUCGAAUGUUAAGUAAUAGAUAAAUAUACAGGAGCAGUAGAAGAAAAAGAGAUUUUGAUGUCAAGGAAUUUCGAUAUCGAAUUGAAGUUUGUAUAUUUUCUAAUUGAAAUCCACUUUGUUUGAUUAAAGUUUAUUAACAUUUAAUAUGUUUAUAAAUUCUAUUAUAUUGUAUGUUUAUAUAUUCUAAUUCCUUCUUCAAUAUUAUGUGUUAAAUUGAUUCCCAAUAACUUUUGGUCGGGAAAAUGAAUUUCAAUUUUAUUCUUGAAUAUACUUGGUAGUUGCAUUCAAGAGAUAUCAUUCUCCUCCAAUUUGCUGGCUUAUCUUAAACAAUAUUAGACUGACGAUUAUUGUGCUACCUUGACGUUUUUAUAUUUUGAAGUCAAGAUUCUUAUUGUGUGAUUGAAAAUUAGUAAAUUGUUUCAUCAGACUUUUUCAUUUGAAGCUACUCAUUUAAAUCCAGUUAAUUCAGCUCAAACAACUGUACUGCUGCUGUCUCACUGGUGACCCAGCCUAGUUGGCGUAGUUUACUUCAUACAAUACGGGCUUUAAAGUGUCGAGUGAUGCUUUGUGUUUUGAAUUUGAAGAUUCUCUUUCAUUUACUCACUUUUAGAUAAUUUCAAAUUGAGGCUCCAUUUUUGUUUGAUUAAUGGUUACAAAACUCCUAACCGUUGAGGAACAUUUUUGUGCUGUGCCUGUAGGUUCUCUCCCAAUGAUUUUAAUGAAUUGUUUAUAAUUGAAUCAAUCAACUAUCUCUUGCUGCUAUUUGUUAAUUAUAUUUAUUCAAUCCAAAUAUAUGAAAUACAAGAGUGAAUAUUUAAAUUAUUCAAACUACUUGAUCUGCAGCUUUAAAACCAUUAUUAUACUGUCUCGUUAAUAUUAUUACUAUUAUCAUGUAGAGUGUUGAUGUUUGUAUAUUUCCAAGAUGAUUUUCAACACCAAACAUUUUUGAUGUUAGGUUACAAAACUAUACUACAACUAAUCUUUAUUGGUGCAACAAUCAAGAACUUUAGAAACACAUUUUCCACUUGAUACUUUUAAUCGAAAUGAAGUAUUUAAUUAUGAUUGUUAAAACGUUUUUCCUCUCUUCUUACUUCAAGUACUGUAAGAAAUGUUUUAGUAUACUCACUUUAAUUAGAAUAAUAUUAAAUUGAUUGAUGUGUACAAUUUACAAUUUAUACGUGAUGAAGUUGUUUCAGCUACAUUAGAGCAGAGCAGAUUAUGAAGAUUAUUAAUUACUUUUAAAAGGUUUGAGUUUUAGGCCAACCUACUAUGAUACUACUACUACUACUACUGUCUAUAAACAUUGACUAUUGUAAGACUUAUUUAUAUUAUUUGACUAUGAUUAUUAACGAGUUAUAAUUCAAAUUCGUAUUUUAAUUUACAUUGAAAUGUGUUUUAUUUUAUGAAUAAAGCGAUAGCUUGACUAUUAUGAAGUAUUGAUUAUAUUUAUUUGUAUAAAGUUAUAAAUCAAACAAUAUUACAAUUAGUGAUUAAGUAUUUUGAGUUGUCACUUAUUGUUAGUUCAACCACUAUAACUUGAGAAUUAUGCGACUUGAUUCAUAAUAUUUGUCUGUAAAAAGUUUAAAAAUCAAUACAACAGUGUAAAAAUGGAAAAAUAUAAAAAAUUAUAUUG